AUGAAUUUCGAAUCGUGCAGCUUUAGGCAAAUUAAGAAAAUAGCGCGUGGAAGUUCGCGCAAUUUGUCCCAAAUGGUUAAAGUAGAUGAAUGUCAGCACACAAUUACAACUCAGCUUGAAAACUUUCAUCUAUCAAAGUCUGGACUCAGUGAAGCGGAACUAAUACUGUCAAGGGCCGGUCAUUUUGACCUUACGAAAGAUCAAGUACAACAGAUGGUAAUUUGCCCACAACAUGGGCAUAAACUCGGAAAAUUUUGGCGGCCACCUCGUUCUUGCCAGUAUCCAUCGCAUAGUGGACCAAGAAAAAAACAUUGUAACGAAAGGCAUGUAAUUGGUUUGGAGACUGCGAAGAACAUACAGUCGGUUUUUAAAGUCACCGUGGGAAUAGGAUCACGUAAGAAUUAAAAAUACCACGUGACAAGGCGGCCAUGUUGGGGGUCAAAACAAAAGAAUAUUUCCUCGAAGAAUUUACAUGAAAAUAGAUUUUAGUUCUCAGAGGAGAGAAAUGCUUUUGUUCUUGACCACCAACAUGGCCGCCGUGACGUCACGUGCAAACCAGCAAUACCGUAAAAUUCCGAAAAUAAGCCCCGGGGCUUAUAUUUUUCAAAGACCGUUUUUGAGGGGCUUAUAUGCGGAGGAAAAUUUGGGUGUCACAAUCGAUUGGGCUAGCCAUAGAAGUACAUUUACCGUUUUUGCUUUGUUUUACUUUGUAUUUAAGGGCAAUUUUCCAAGUACAAGCCCCGUGUGCCUUAUACCGGUAUUUGGCGGGGCUUAAUUAUACACGGAGGGGCUUAUUUUCGGAAUUUUACGGUAAUUUAAUUUCUUAAUUCUUAAUCAAGAUGAGUGUUUGUCUUCUUUGAGAAGACAAAGAGAAAAGGGAAAAAAUUUUGAUGAUAAUGAUAAUGACGACGACGAUGAUGAUGACGAAGUACUGUAAUUGUUACUGUUGUCAUAAAAAUUGCAAGAUCAUGAUGAACUCAGUAGUUCACUCAAUCUUUUCUAUUCAGCAAUAUGUGGGAAGUGUAGAAGGAAACAUAAGGAAGUGAUGGACAAAAGUAGGAAAUGGCUUAAGUUAGAUCCUGAUAAGGAAGAAGAAUGCGAUCCGCAUCACAGUGCUCCAGCUUACGGCUUAAGAAACAGGUAAACGAUCGUUGUUAGCGGCUAUCUACCUCUCCUUGUAGACGCCUGCAUUCUCCGUGUUGAUGAUGUAAAAAAUUGACCUCUGAACAAACCCCUUAAAGGUCUUGGGAUAUCUAAACACUGUUUUCUGAAAGAUCCGCAUUUGGCCCUUUCAGGACCAAAGGUACACACCGGGUUUACUAAAUUACGCGCUGCGGCAUAUAUCAUUCCGAUUUUGCGACUCAACUGCGGUGCUCAUUUGCGGAAUGCGAUUAUUUUGAGGGCGGCGUUUACUUAAAAAUGCUCAUAGAUUUAUAAAAAAAAUGGUUACUUUUGGCGGAAAAAAUGGGCUUGCUAACUUUCGCCGUUCCGAACUACAAAACAGUGCUAGGCAGAAAAAUUAGUUUCCCACACUGUUUUAGGAAGAGUGUCAUGUUCGGGUUGCGUUUUCUUGGGUUGCGUUUUAAAUAGGGGCAGCACUUCAUCAAGGGUGACGCAAUAUUGCGUCCAUAACAUAUGUCGGUUUACUUAAGAUGUCAUUUUCCAAAAGUGCCAAAAUGUUUUGUUUCCAACUCUUGGCGAACUGUAGUGCAGUGUUAACAAAACAAAUUUUAAAGACGCCUUUUAUUCUAUCAGGCUGCUAAAAGAAACUUUCGCGCCUGAGACCCCACAAACGGACAGGCUUGCAGGCGCUAACUGGACGCCUGGAUGUUGGAGUGGGGUUGGUAGUGGUAGUUCGCAGGAAGACGUACAUACAGACGAAAUUCCUGAAGUAUCCGAUGACGUCGUUGCUGCUUUUAACGAGGGAAUGGCGAAAAUAGCUAGACAUUCAAAAAGGGAAGACCUCACGCUACUAACAUUCCAACUGUCCACGACAUGGGAGGAAGCAAUACCGGAUGAAAGAAAAACUUGCAUAGAGAAAGCAACGAAAGCAUGUGAAGUAAUCUGCAGUGUUAUAGCUCUGAAAGACGGCGAAAAACUUUUUCAAGCGAUACACCAGCCUACCGCGAACGAUCUUGAUGAACCAACAGAGGAUCUUAUUGCCUUGAUGUCCGCAUAUCGAGAUGCCAUGACAAAAAAUGUUAAGAUUCAAAUACUCAGCAUCUACGCUUAUCGGUAUACCAUGAAGCUGUUACAGAAAUUCCACGAGCCUUAUGAAAAGAUAAGUUUGAGACAAAUAAAAAGGGCGAGAUCGCAUGCAAUGAGACGAGGGCCUGGGUCAAAUGUCCCGAAAGUAUUCAGCCAUCGAGUACGUCUGGACACAAACAAAGUCGACCACUUUAUAGAUUUUGUAGACCGUCCUUAUUUCUACCAAGACGUCGCCUUUGGAACGCGAACACUGACCUUAGCCGGGGGGAGGCAAAAUAACAAUGCCCAACGUAAUCCGGACCGUGACUAGAUCAACCAUGAUUAUGCAGUACCUUCAACAUUGCGAAGAAGAAUCAUUUGAACCGGCUAGCCGCUCAACCCUUUGUCGCAUUCUUGAAGUGAGAGAGGCUUCACAGCAGAAGUCUCUCAGUGGUCUGGACAACAUUGCAGCAGAAGGGGUCACAUCUUUUGAGCGGCUGUUGAGUAUUCUAGAAGAGCUGAAUCAGGCUGGUGCCGACAAAAGAAGAGUUACAGAACUGGCAAAGAAAUUGAACGAUGGGAAAAGAUACCUGAAGACAGAGUUUAAAGUGAACUGUUCAGCAGAGGAGAGUGAGUGCGCAGACCACUGCAGAAAAUUUGCGUUAAGCGAUUCAGUUGAUCCAUGCUUCAACCAUCAGUGCUCACACUCACACAAUACGGUGUGUGAACAAUGCGAACAAUUGAAGGCAACGUUAGACGAGAUGGAAGAAAGUAUAAAGAAACACUCCAGCCAUCUUUACAAGAAUUGCAUUUUUCUUUGGAAAUCUCAUGCCUUACGCUCUGUCAACCAAGAAUCUGCUAAACAAGAAGCCCUCCAAAGUCUUGACAGUCAGUCAGUCCUUGUUGUUAUUGACUGGGCGAUGAAAUUUCUUCAAAUGAAAUACAGAGAGAAACAAAGUGAAUGGUUUGCUAAAAGAGGCCUUAGCUGGCAUAUAAGCAGUGUGAUCUCAAAAGACCAAGAAACGCCGAAAGCUAAGGUCCUGUCAGGCCUACUCUGGGACCUAAAGUCGCCCAAAGUCGCCUAAAAUCGCCUUAAGUCGCCUAAAGUCGCCUUAGGUCGCCUUUAGUUUCCUUAAGUCACUAAAUCAUUCAAAUCUUAACGAGGUUCAAAUUGUCUUGUAGUUAUUACUUUUUUAGUUUUCUAUUUCCAGAAUGCAUGAUUUCUCAUAAAGUGUGUAAUAACCCGUGUUCAAUAAUAUUAGCCACAGACCCACCCCACCCCCCACAAAAAAACUCCCACGGUGACUUAAGACCCAUUAAUUUCUUCUUCAGCCCUCUAAUCUAUACAUUUAAUUACUUUGCACAGUUUACUACACGCAAUGAUUAGUCGUAAGCAAUACAAGAAUAAUCAUUCCUGUAUUGUUUAUGCAAAAAUGACAACAUAUAGUACACAACUUUAUCCAGUCACUUGUACAGGUAUUUUAUUAAUUUCAUCCGGGAGGUUUGUCUCAUAUUUCUGAGUAAAAAUAUUGUUUAAAAAGGCAUUCAAAGGUUCAAGUUCUAGCUAAAUUACAUUAAACAAUGUGCAAAGAGAGUAGACAGAGUAGUGCCCAGGCAAUAGCCCUGGGGUACUGGAUUUUAUGAUUGGGCUAGUGAACUGCGUUUUUAACUUGCCUGGAGCCCGUUUCUCAAAAGUCCCGAUAAUCAACGGGCCCGAUAAGCUGUCUCCCUUUACAUUCAAGAUAGAGGUUUCAAUAGUUUUGCAUCUAACAUGAUAAAACUGUCAGUUAAUGAAACAAAAUGGAGUUGUUUUCUAGCCAGGACCCGCGCUCUUAUUCUUUAUAUUUCGAUUUGAAUGUUUGAUUUCGGGCCCGUAAAGUUACCGGGACUUUCGAGAAACGGGCCCCUGGCUGGAAAGUAAAGUUUUUUAGGGAAUGCAGAUUACAGAAGAACUGUAAUCAGUCCCAUUCAUAAAAAAAAAUUGGGGUUAGUCAAAAUGGCUUUCAGGCUAGUGUAUGCUAGGCAAGCUGUAAAGCUCAUUUUCUUUGCACCCUGAACAAAAUAUAACUUAAAAAGUGAGUCUCUUUUCUACUGCUUUGUGAGAGUCCAACAUUGAAAGACAUUUCAAGUAACUAAGAUCAAUACAGGUAGGUUGCAGGGAGAAAAAAAAACAAUUAUUGCCGCCACAACAUUAAUCUAAAUUUUCUGGUAGUUAAUACAAGUCUAAAGGUCAAUCGAAAAAAAUGUCCAUGUAAAUUACCGACCCAGAUUUUAAGAGCAUUACUAAUGAUAAGUUUUUUCUCCAGCACACAACCUCUGAUCUGUAUUUACCGUCGAAUUAUAUCCAUCUAUCAUUGACAGAAACACAAUCACUCUUAUAAACUUGAACACUUAGCUUAGCUUGACCAGUCGUCUCUUUAGGUCUUUCCUUCCAGACAGAAAUUCAAGCUUUGUAGCUUUGUACAUCGAAGGUGCGUAAAACUGCUCUUUGUUUAUGUUGUCGUGAUAGCUCCCUGCCGAACGAUUUGAUGUAAUCGACCAUUAUUGAUGAAGAACGUAGAAAAGCGAAAUAAUACUGUUAUUUCCUCCACGUUAUGGCCGCCCAGAAAGUAUUGUGUUUUGAUCACGUGACUAACUGGUCUGGAGGCGGGAAGAGGGCGGGACCGAGAAACAAUGGAAAUUAGCUUGCGACUGCAGUGGCAUUCUGGGAGAUGCAAAAUGGCGGAUAGAAAAGUGCUCUUGUUUGUUGUCAAUUGUACGUCGCGCUUUCGUUUAAAGAUCUCCUUUUAAAUGAAAAUUUCUGACAUAAUGAUGGAAACGUUUACACUUGGUACUGCCAUCGGUUUAAACAUGAGGUAUAAUGCUUCCUUUUGUGCUGAGAGCGUAAACGCUGGCGCGUUGAACAGACCGAGCGAGGUUGGUUGAAGCUAAGCUUAGUUGUUUCUGCUGGUGCAUAAAUGCACUCAUGAAAUCAACCCGACUGGAAAGUUUCCAGAGAGACCAUGGAUAAGGGAGUACGGUUCACUAGUGAAGCAAGCAUUUGGAAGUGUUUUGUUUGACUGAGACAGAAAAGGAGCAAUAUAUAUAUACGGCGAGAACUACAAACUUUUUGUUUUGAAUUCAAUUGGAAAAACAUCCUCUUAGCCAAACGUGUGGGGACAAACAUUGGCAGAGCAACUGCCAAGACAUACAAUGGGGAUCGUCAUUUCCAUAAUGUGCGAUAUCGAUAAGUGAUUUUAGGUGUUUUAAAUUAAUUACUUAAAUAUUUGUUGUCAAAUUAUGAAAAAAAAAGACACUGUCAUAUAAAGUUUUCGCUACAAACCAGCUUACAGUAUUUUACAGAGAUGUAUUGAAAUACUCUACUUUUAGGGUUUUAUUUUUUGGAAAAAGAAAUGCAGGAACCUUAGAUUUUUUGUCCCUUAUAUUAUAAAAUAAUGCAUUUAAAGACCAAGAGAAAAUUUACCCUUUUGGUUGCUUCUAACUCAGAUUUUGUCUCUGUUAAUGUAAUACUAAACCAAUACCCUUGAUAUUAGCCUGUGCCACGGAUGGAACUAAACUCUGGGUCAAGUCCAUCUGCAAAACAGCGGCAAAAUCCUAGUUCUGGGCCCCCUGUGUGUGUAUCAGGAUUAGAGAACAUGCCAGGACUGGACUGUUAAAAAUGCCAUUGUCCACUUGCCAAUCAUGUUGAAGGAAAACUCAAAUUGCUGGUAAUUCAUUUAGUCCUUCAGGGCCCAGAACAAGGAUAUUAGAGCUGCUUCGCAAAUGUUACUAACCAGGGUUAGAAUACACCUGCAACACAAGCUACCUUGAUAUUUAAUGUUCAAAAUUUUAGGUGGCUGAGAUUGUUGAAAAUGUGGAAGACUAAUGUAGAUGUCUUCAAGACGGAAUUAACUUAUGCUACAACAUUGUGUCCCUAGAGAGGAAGACAAGUGUUAUCAGAUUUUGAUUUUGUCUAUGUUGUAUUUCCUUUUUUAUUUCAGUUAAUUUUUAUUUCUCCAUCGUUUCUGGGUAUGGUUAUGUAUGCUAAUGAAUUUAAAACAAAGGAAAACCAAAAAUUAACUGAAAUUAAAAAUUAACUGCAACAUAUUCACUAACAUGUUACUCACCUAAAUGUCUCCUUUUUCUCCUUAAGUCGCCUAAAAUUGUCUUAAAUCGCCUAAAGUCGCCUUAAAUCGCCUUAAGUCGCGCAACAUUUUGACCAAAUUUUCCUAAAGUCGCCUAAAAUUACGGCGACUUAAGAUCCCAGAGUAGGCCUCCUGUCUUAUGCCCAUUUAUUAGAUUCGUGUUGUCAAGAUUGGUAUGCGGUUGUAUCUAUUUUAGAAAAUCUUUUUCAAAACAUCAAAAUAAAUUUUCCAAAUGUUAAGCACGCAUUUCUACGUUCUGACGAGGCUGGCUGCUACCAUUGCAAUCACCUAAUAGCAGCAGUCAAAGAGAUUGGAGAUCGAGUGGGAAUUACAGUUGCACGUUAUGAUUUUUCAGAACCCCAGCAAGGAAAGGAUGUUUGUGACAGGGUGCUUUGUCCCAUGAAAGCAGCCAUAAGAAAGAAUUGCGCGGAAGGCCAUGACAUAAUGAACGUAGGAGCAAUGCACGAGGCCCUUAAGGAACGGCCUGUCAAAGGAACGACAGCGGCUGUAGCCAUUUUGGAUGAGUCACCCAAAAUUCUUAAGGUUCAGAAGAUAAAACAAUUUAGUGAGUUACACAACUUUAGAUAC
Messenger RNA from Porites lobata, 6899 nucleotides. Lineage: Eukaryota; Metazoa; Cnidaria; Anthozoa; Scleractinia; Poritidae. The record is from the annotation of a GenBank genome assembly.